Messenger RNA from Ilex paraguariensis (yerba mate), 3888 nucleotides. The record is from the annotation of a GenBank genome assembly. NCBI's taxonomy places the organism in Eukaryota, Viridiplantae, Streptophyta, Magnoliopsida, Aquifoliales, Aquifoliaceae.
AUGGGAUAUCAGUGCCCUGAGAUGGUUAUUGUUUUUGUGACCUCUGAAAUGCUGCAUGAUUUGCUUGGCUAUGUGCUCCCUGCUUGUAAGGCUGGACUGGAGGAUCCUGAUGAUGAUGUAAGAGCAGUUGCUGCAGAUGCUUUGAUACCAAUUGCAUCUGCUAUUGUUUCAUUAAAGGGUCAAACACUGCAUUCUAUCGUUAUGCUACUUUGGGAUAUUUUGCUUGACCUGGAUGAUUUGAGUCCAUCCACUAGCAGCGUAAUGAAUCUGUUGGCAGAAAUUUAUUCUCAGGAGCAGAUGAUCCCUAAGAUGCUUGGAUCUCUGGAAUCAAAAGAAAAACAAGAAUUUGAUCUUAAUGAAGUUGAUCAUGUAGAUGAUCUUGGAGAGGGAAUGAGUUAUCUGGAAAAUCCCUAUAUGUUAUCAACACUGGCACCACGGUUAUGGCCCUUUAUAAGGCAUAGUAUCACAUCAGUUCGCUAUUCAGCUAUUCGCACUUUGGAGAGACUACUUGAAGCUGGAUACAAACGGAGCAUCGCGGAGUCCUCUAGUUCUUUUUGGCCAUCUUUUAUUUUGGGUGAUACCCUCAGAAUCGUUUUCCAGAACCUGCUGCUGGAAUCAAAUGAAGAAAUCUUGCAGUGCUCUGAGAGGGUUUGGAGGCUCCUUCUUGAGUGCCCUGUGGAAGACUUGGAGGGUGCAGCGAAGUCCUACUUUUCUUCUUGGAUAGAGCUAGCAACCACUCCAUAUGGUUCACUACUAGAUGUUACAAAAAUGUUUUGGCCUGCAGCCCUUCCUCGUAAAAGUCACUUUAAAGCAGCAGCUAAGAUGAGAGCUGUGAAGCUUGAAAAUGACUCUUGUCGAAGUAUUACCCUGGAUUUUUCAGUAGGUACUGUUGCACAGGAGAAAACUGGAGAUGCAUCUACCAGCCCUGUUAAGAUAAUCGUUGGUGCUGAUGUGGAUAUUUCAGUGAUGCAUACUCGUGCAGUUACAGCAACAGCGUUGGGAAUUUUGGCUUCUAGAUUGCGUGAGGUUUCUUUGCAAUAUAUAGUUGAUCCCUUAUGGAAAGCCCUUAACUCUCUAUCUGGAGUCCAGCGGCAGGUGGCUUCCAUGGUUCUUAUUUCUUGGUUCAAAGAAAUAAAAAACAAAGACCUUUCUGUGACCAACGGAGUUAUCUCAGGCUUCUUUAGUAAUUUCAGGGACUUACUGUUAGAUUUUUUAGCAUGCUCUGACUCUGCAUUCCCUACAAAAGAUUCACUUCUUCCUUAUGCUGAACUUUCAAGGACAUAUGCUAAGAUGCGCAAUGAGACCCUUCAAUUAUUCCGUGCUCUAGAGUCAUCUGGCAUGUUUAAAGAUCUAUUGUCAACUAUCAAAAUUGACCUGGAACGCAUGAGUGCAGAUGAUGCAAUGCAUUUUGCAUCAAGACUUCCUUUGCUAAAUAAUUAUACUGCUGGGGAUGAAUCUGCUGAGAGGAUGGUUGUUGAUGAACUAGAGUCAUUAAAGCAAAGACUUUUGGCUACUUCUGGCUAUCUGAAAUGUGUUCAGAGUAAUUUGCACGUUGCAGUCUCUGCUUUGCUUGCUGCUGCUGUUGUUUGGAUGUCAGAGCUUCCUGCCAAACUUAAUCCCAUAAUUUUGCCUUUGAUGGCUUCUGUUAAAAGAGAACAGGAGGAAAUACUGCAAAAUAAGGCUGCUGAGGCCCUUGCAGAACUUAUUUAUCAUUGCAUUGCACGCAAACCUGGUCCCAACGACAAGCUAAUUAAAAACCUUUGUAGUUUGACUUGCACGGAUCAUCGUGAGACUCCUCAAGCUGCAGUCUUAAAUUCCAUAGAGAUCAUUGAAGACCAAGAUCUCCUCUCGUUCGGAAGCAGUAUGAGUAAACAGCGGUCAAAGGUUCAAGUAGCUUCUACUGAAGACCGAUCAAUGGUGGAGGGCUUUAUUGGCAGACGAGGGUCCGAAUUUGCAUUAAAGUAUUUGUGCGAUAAGUUUGGCAGUUCAUUGUUUGAUAAGCUUCCUAAGUUGUGGGAUUGCCUUACUGAAGUUCUUAACCCUGGUAGUCUUGACCAGCUGACACGGGCAGAUGAAAAUCACAUUUCUCAAGCUAUUGAUUCCGUUAACGAUCCUCAGAUCUUGAUAAACAAUAUACAGGUGGUACGUUCUAUUGCUUCUGGGCUUGACGAGACAUUGAGACCAAAACUGCUCAGACUUCUGCCAUGCAUCUUCAAAUGUGUGCGCCAUUCCCAUGUUGCUGUUAGAUUAGCUGCUUCGAGGUGCAUAACAUCAAUGGCCAAUUCAAUGAAAGUGAAUGUGAUGGGUGCUGUAAUUGAAAAUGUCGUUCCUAUGUUAGGUGAUACGACAUCUGUGCAUGCUAGACAAGGAGCUGGCAUGCUUGUUAGUUUGCUUGUUCACGGUUUGGGUGUGGAGUUGGUCCCCUAUUCUCCUUUGUUAGUUGUUCCUCUUCUGAGGUGUAUGAGUGACUCUGAUUAUUCUGUGAGACAGAGUGUGACUCACAGUUUUGCUGCCCUCGUACCUCUUCUUCCACUUGCACGUGGAGUCUCCCCACCCGCCGGCCUAAGUGAAUCUUUAUCUAGAAAUAAGGAAGAUGCACAAUUUUUGGAGCAACUGGUUGACAACUCCCACAUUGACGAUUACAAUCUCUCCACUGAAUUAAAAGUGACUCUGAGGAGGUAUCAACAGGAAGGUAUAAAUUGGUUGGCUUUUUUGAAGCGCUUUAACCUUCAUGGAAUCUUAUGUGAUGAUAUGGGCCUUGGUAAAACUCUUCAAGCUUCAGCAAUUGUGGCAUCUGAUAUAGCGGAAUGCCGUGCUUCACAUAAUGGCAAGGCCCCUCUUUCGUCAUUGAUUAUUUGCCCAUCAACACUUGUUGGACACUGGGUCUAUGAGAUAGAGAAGUUUAUUGAUGCUUCUGUUAUAACAACUCUCCAAUACGUUGGGUCUGCCCAAGAGCGCAUUUCACUUCGACCUCAAUUUGAUAAAUAUUCUGUCAUUGUAACCUCAUAUGAUGUGGUCCGCAAAGAUAUUGGUUAUCUCAGUCAGAUUUUCUGGAACUAUUGUAUUUUAGAUGAGGGACAUAUCAUCAAAAACUCAAAGUCUAAAAUCACAGCUGCUGUGAAACAGUUGAAAGCCCAGCACCGCCUCGUACUGAGUGGAACGCCCAUCCAGAAUAAUGUGUUGGACCUGUGGUCUCUUUUUGACUUUCUCAUGCCUGGAUUUCUUGGAACAGAGAGACAAUUCCAAGCCACUUAUGGAAAACCACUGCUGGCUGCUAGGGAUUCUAAACGUACAGCGAAGGAUUCCGAGGCAGGGGCACUUGCCAUGGAAGCAUUGCACAAGCAGGUCAUGCCUUUCCUCCUCCGCCGAACAAAAGAUGAAGUCCUGUCUGAUCUGCCUGAGAAAAUUAUUCAGGAUCGAUACUGUGACCUGAGUCCUGUUCAACUAAAACUUUAUGAACAGUUUUCUGGUUCUCACGUAAGACAAGAAAUCUCCAGUAUGGUGAAGGUAAAUGAGUUGGAUACAAGAGAAGGAAGUACUCCACCCAAAGCAUCUACUCAUGUUUUCCAGGCACUUCAGUACUUGCUAAAACUCUGUAGCCAUCCUUUGCUUGUUGUUGGUGAAAAAAUUACGGAUUCGCUCUCACACCUUUUAUUAGAACUUUUCCCUUCCAGUUUUGACCUCAUUUCCGAACUGCAUAAACUUCAUCACUCUCCUAAAUUAGUUGCUCUUCAAGAGAUCCUAGAAGAGUGUGGAAUAGGUGCUGAGGCCUCAAGUUCUGAAGGCUCGCUUAGUACUGGACAGCACAGAGUCUUGAUAUUUGCACAGCAUAAAGCCUUUCUGGACAUAAUCGAAAGAGACUUGUUUCAGGCGCAUAUGAAUAAGUGA